UUUACUUACAUAUUCUAAAAUAAUUAUGAGAUGAGUUAAUAUUUAAGUAUUUACUAAGUUCCACCUCUGAGUUGCUGUUCGCCCUUCGUCCUAUCCGCUGCCUCCGUUCAUCGUCGGCGUCUUGCGACCCUCUUUCGGGCCUUCUCGAUCCAGUCUCACCUCCCUCUGGUUUCCAACAUCGACGUAAAACUAGGGCAAAGCAGUUGCUUGCUUUACAUGGUUUUUUACUGACGAGGAUUUUGAGAUCUAGUGGUGAUUGGAAUCAAUUUGCUUCAUACCAAUGGCGAGACAACUCUCAACCAAAAUCCUGAGGGCCACAGCAAGUUCUGUUUCCAAUGCAAAGGUUGGAUUUGGUCCAUUCUCUAUGCAAUAUAUGAAUUACUCAACCAAGCAAAGUGGUGAUUCUGAUGUUGCCACCUCUAUUACAUUCCCAUCAAAGAUAACUACCGAUCGCAACACACAUGAAGACUUUCAGCCAACGAACAAAAGUACCGGCUCUUUAUUGGAUAUUGUAGACAAGGAUGUGAAAGAAAACCCAGUCCUGAUCUAUAGGAAAGGUCUUCCAGGUGCACCUCGAUGUGGAUUCAGUGCACUGGCUGUGAAGGUUCUACGACAAUACGAUGUUCCUAUUAAGGCAAUAGAUAUUUUGGGAGAUCUUAAGCUCCAAGAAAGUGUGAAGGCUUACACCAAUUGGCCCACAUUUCCUCAAGUAUUUAUAAAACGAGAGUUUGUUGGGGGACCAGACAUGUUGCUCAAUAUGCAUCAGAACGGUGAACUCAAAGAUUUGCUGGUGGGCAUCAAUCCUGAUGGCGCGACCAAGUAAGGCUGAUGGGAGAAUAGAACUGAGUUUUUUGAUAGAGAAUCCUACUCGAGUCCUUAAAAAAAAAAUUUUCUAAACUAUUUUCACUAGAGAUUGCAAAUGUCUGGACAUUUCUGCCUGAAGUUGGGAUUGCUGUUUUAUAAAGUUUGUUUUGCAAAAUA
Molecule: messenger RNA, 981 nt
Organism: Zingiber officinale
Lineage: Eukaryota; Viridiplantae; Streptophyta; Magnoliopsida; Zingiberales; Zingiberaceae
Product: monothiol glutaredoxin-S4, mitochondrial-like
Exons: 8
Coding region: 281-823 (180 amino acids)
Source: RefSeq, a predicted model, not a curated record